Messenger RNA from Topomyia yanbarensis, 1834 nucleotides. RefSeq names its product dynein regulatory complex subunit 4 (gene Gas8). Lineage: Eukaryota; Metazoa; Arthropoda; Insecta; Diptera; Culicidae. The transcript has 5 exons. The record is from RefSeq and is a predicted model, not a curated record. Gene Ontology annotation, biological process: cell motility. Gene Ontology annotation, cellular component: Golgi apparatus; motile cilium; microtubule. Gene Ontology annotation, molecular function: small GTPase binding; microtubule binding. Bases 437 to 1795 code for a protein of 452 amino acids.
UCGGUUAGCCGGGAGUGUUUAGUUUGUCAAUUUGUUUCUGUACUCUUGCGAGUUAGCUAAGUGCUUUUCUCCGUACCGUCCGACGUUAUAGUUCAGUGAGUUCAGCUUACCACCUCCCCGGCGGGGAAAAUCAAGUUGUCACAUCCGGCCGUGACAUCGCCUCUGAAGUGCAGAGGAACGUUUCGGCUCGUGAAUGAAUACAACAAUCGCAUAAAUUGGCUCUAAUAUUCGUGUGAUUUAUUUAUUAAUCUUUUUUCGGCCGCUGGCCAGUCGAUCGAUACGGGUCGGAGUCCAAUUAAGUGUGCAGCAGUUUUUAUUCUGGACGCAGUGACAACGCGGAAAGCCAUUACGGGACGACGCGAAUGAAAAAUAUAAUUGAGGACCAAUAAAAAAUUCUAAAUUAUAAAUAGUUUUUCAGCGUUUUCAGAGUUUUAAAAUGGGACCCAAAAAAGGCAAAGGAAGCACGGUCAUCGAUGGUGUCGACACGUCCAGCAUGUCCCGGGAGCAGCUGGAGCAGUUUGCGCUCCGGCUGCGGAACGAGAUGGAACGGGAACGCGAGGAGCGUAACUUCUUCCAGCUGGAACGGGACAAGCUGCGUACGUUCUGGGAGAUUACGCGGAAGCAGCUGGAGGAGGCGAAAGCGGUGAUUCGCAGUAAGGAGCGCGAUGUCGAGGUGGCCCAGGAGCUGGCCGAUCAGGAUACGAAGAAUGUGAUGCAGGAGAUGAAGCAUCUGCAGUACGAGCAUCAGUCGCACGUUGGUGAAAUGAAGGCGGAGAUGAUGACGCAGCUAAAGAUGUCACAGGAGGAUCAUGCCAUGCAGGAGCGGGAUCUGUUGAAUGAUAAGCGGGAGCUGCGGAGGUUGCUUAGGGAGCAGGAGGAGAAUGGGGAGCUUGAGGUUCAACAGCUGAAACUGAAGCAUAGUGAACUACUCAGCCAGGAGCGGUCACAGUUCAAGAAAGAGAUCGAAGCGAUGACGAAGCUGUACGAGCAGAAACUGCAAAGUUACAAGGAGGAAGCAGAAAUUCGGCACGAGAUGGAGCUGUCAGAAGUAGAAGAACGUAAGAAUGCUCAAAUCUCCGAACUGAUUCAGACGAACGAGGAUGCCUACAAGGAGAUGAAGGGCUAUUAUAAUGACAUCACAUUGAACAAUUUGGCGCUUAUCAAUAGCAUGAAAGAACAGAUGGAAGAGAUGAGAAUUCAAGUUGAUAAGGAUAUGAAGAAUCACGCGGAGGUGAUGGCGGAGAACCGCAAACUAGUAGAACCAUUGAAGCAAGCACGAACCGAGUUGAUUGAACUGCGCAAGAAGCUGCAGUACUACGACCGCGACAAGGCUACCCUGAAUCGAGUCAAGACACGACUUAGCAGCACGCAGAAGCAGCUAAGCAGCUUGAAGCUCGAAUCGGACGUACUGCAGAUGCGAUGCGAGAAGCUGGCCGAAGAGCGCGAUCAGCUGAAGAGCAUGUUUGAGAAGUCGAUUCUUGAGUUGCAGCAAAAGUCCGGCUUAAAGAACUCCCUCCUGGAGCGUAAAUUGGAGUACAUCGAAAAGCAAACCGAACAACGCGAGGCUAUUCUCGGUGAAGUCCUAUCACUAGCGGGAAUCGAACCGCAGUCUUUGAGCAUUCGAAUCGAGAAAUUGCUGGUUCAGAAAAACGACAAAAUUCAGGAUUUGCGGUACGAGUUUGCCAGAGUGAGCAAAAUGUAUGACGAUCUGCUGUCGCUGAUAGAGUCCAAGUUGUCCAAAUUCGGAAUCACGCUGAAAGAUCUGGAGCUGAGCAAUUUGCAGAUGGAUAAGUAGUAAUAAAUUAUAAUAGAUUUUUCAAUUUUGUUUUCGCAU